AUGUCCGAAUCUAUCCCAUUUGUCAAAUCCAAACAUGUCAAUUUCAUUACUGAACAAGAAUCACAUAGAUCAUUUGAAUAUUGGUUAAGUGAGCAUUUACGAAUGAAUGGAUUAUAUUGGGGAAUUACUGCAUUAAUAACCAUGAAUGAAUUAGAAGUAUUACCAAAAUCAGAAGUAAUUGAUUAUGUAUUUUCAUGUUGGGAUGAAAAAUCAGGAGCUUUUGGAUCAUUUCCUAAACAUGAUGCACAUAUGUUAUCUACUUUAUCUGCUUUACAAAUAUUAUCUAUAUAUGAUCCAAAAUUAUCCAAUAUAUUACCAAUUGAAAAGAAGGACAAAUUGAUUAAAUUCAUUACUGGUUUACAAUUACCUAAUGGUAGUUUCCAAGGAGAUAAAUACGGAGAAGUAGAUACAAGAUUUGUGUAUACUGCUGUUUAUUCAUUAUAUUUAUUGGGUUCAUUAACUAAAGAGAUUGGAGACUCAGCAAGUCAGUUCAUUCUUAAGUGUUUCAAUUUUGAUGGAGGAUUUGGAUUAGUUCCAGGUGCUGAAAGUCAUGGAGCUCAAGCAUUCACAUGUAUUGGAACAUUAGCUAUUACGAAAAAUUUGGAUUUGAUUAAUGCUAAAGAUAAAUCUAAACUUGUUGAAUGGUUGAUUGAAAGACAAACUGAUACAGGUGGCUUCAAUGGUAGACCAGAAAAAUUACCGGAUGUGUGUUAUAGUUGGUGGGUACUUUCAAGUUUAGAUAUGUUAGAUAACAAAGAUAAGGUUGACUUAGACAAGUUAGAGAAGUUUAUUUUAAGUUGUCAAGAUUUAGAAAAUGGUGGAUUUAGUGAUCGACCAGAUAAUCAAACCGAUGUAUACCACACAUGUUUUGCCAUCACUGCUUUAUCAUUAAUUAACCACAAAAAGUAUAAUUUCAAACAAAUUGAUCCAAUCUAUUGUAUGCCUAUAGGAAUUGUAUAG
Molecule: messenger RNA, 960 nt
Organism: Candida tropicalis MYA-3404
Lineage: Eukaryota; Fungi; Ascomycota; Pichiomycetes; Serinales; Debaryomycetaceae
Gene: BET2
Product: Rab geranylgeranyltransferase
Exons: 1
Coding region: 1-960 (319 amino acids)
Biological process (GO): protein geranylgeranylation
Cellular component (GO): Rab-protein geranylgeranyltransferase complex
Molecular function (GO): Rab geranylgeranyltransferase activity
Source: RefSeq, a predicted model, not a curated record